Giardia duodenalis is the source of this 2253-nucleotide messenger RNA. RefSeq lists its product as uncharacterized. The record is from RefSeq and is a predicted model, not a curated record. Bases 1 to 2253 code for a protein of 750 amino acids. NCBI's taxonomy places the organism in Eukaryota, Fornicata, Diplomonadida, Hexamitidae. The transcript has a single exon.
AUGGCAGAUGGGUACACAGAGCAAACAUACACACAGAAACUGGCUGCAGAUAUUAUCAAGGCUAGAAAAACUGACUCCAAGAUUACACAGCCGAGCAUUUUAAAGCAGGAUCUCGUUGACCUGUCUGUGGUCGAAGAGCCCCAUUUGGGAUCCAAUGUGCUUCCCUUGUCUGAGGAGGAUAAUGCUCAGGUAGCACGGUUAUCUCUUCCAGAUCCAGUGAAGCUCAACGCCCAGCGAGAACAGGAUAUGCAGAAGUUGGCACAUGAAGAGUUGAGGAAAAGGGUAACUGCUGGCAUAAUUUCCACUAGAACUGGCGGAGACAUUGACGACAUAAGUCGCCUUCUCUUCGACGUGGACAAUAAAGCAGACUAUCGGGACGCCGGUCUGAGCAUGGCCCUCGGCAUGGUUCCCGUUAACAAGCUAUACGAGAUGAAGGAGAAGGUAGCCUCUGGACGGACAGCUGGCGCAUACCUCGAUCAGCGGGUGGACAUUGAUAGAAGCAAGAGCAUAAUCACAGGAGAGGCGCGUGUGAUCAAGGCCCCAAAUGAGGAUAAGAAGGAGUCCAAGAAUAGCCAUGAGACGGAACCCGAUGAUGCCCUUAACUACAUGCCCUUUCUUCCUAUUCGACCGUACAGUCCGACUCACUUUGAACAGGUCAGAACAGACGAGAAUGCCACAACAAAGCAGCUCAUUCAUAGCAUUAUUAACGGAAUACCAGCAGAGUUGGCUACGUCGUUUGGUAAGGACUUCAUUGCCAGCUUACGCUCUUCUUCUUUCUUGCAGCUGAGGCCAACAACGGAGAUAGCACGGCUGAUUUUGGCGUCAAGCGAGCCACAGGAUGAUGGCGUCGAUGAUAGUAAUAAUUCUGGUUUCACAUCGGACAACUGCAUUUAUGGUAAUUGCCUGUGCAAGUUCCUAGAAAAGCAUGGGAAAGACAACAUGCUCUCCUCUGCUAACUUCAAGAUAUCGGACCUGUCACGGCCACAGAUUGAGGAGGAGGUCGAUAACCUGCUCUUGAGUGGGAAGCUGAAGGCACUACAGUCGAUUUCUCUGGGAGAAGCUAUCGAUUUACUAAAGGCAGAAAUACAUGCUCCAUAUAAGCAUAAGAAUACAGACGUGGAAAUAGCCUAUAUGUCUUCUGAAUUUGGCACAGCCGUUAGCAAGUACAUUGAGGAUUGUGAGAGGGCAAUUGUUAACAGGCGUACUGAAUUACAUGCAGUAUUUGAGGAGCACAAAGCAAACGAGGAGGAGCUCAAAAGGGUCUCUAAGGGCCACGCGUCUGACGCAUACGUGAAUCUCAAUAAAAAAGGAUAUCAGCCAUCAAAUGAUCUUACGGCACAACAGAUGCAACGCAUGAUGAAUCAGUAUGACGCCGAGAUAAGUAAGCAGAUAGCAGAGGGCGCGGAGAUCCCAGCGCGGGCCAGAAAGCCCACAACAUUCCUCGACAAGGAGGAGUAUGACCAGAUAGCAGCCGUACAAAGGCUAGAUAAUUAUGUUGCCGCUAAGGAGUGUGUAUUAGAUAAUGAACACUUGCUAUCGUUCUUCUCCAAGUACCACGAAGCAAAUGUUGACAAGGACCUCGAUCCAAGGAUAGCGACCAUGGCACUAUAUGAGAUGGCCUCAACCCGCCUCUUCUUACACCCCCUGGCUCACAGAGAGCUGCAGGUAGCGCCUCUUAUCGAUGAGGUAUUAUCAGAACUGGAUCUCGCCGUUACAGGAGACAACCCAUUCAAGGUCUCAGAGCUGGAGUCCUACACUAAUUUUCUUUCAGAAGGCGUCGCCCUUCCACUGGGAGACAACGGCACAACAGCACAGCUGGUGGAGGUCUGGGAGCAGCUGAAGAUGCCCAUCAUGGAGCGGCUGGACCUUUUUGCAGUUUUAUCCAGCAAAGACACUGAUCUGGGCAAAAUAGACAAAAUGAUUGAUUUCUGGCGGAAGGAGAGUCUGCUGUGUAAUGAGAUAGAAGACAAAGUGCAGUUCAUAAGUGAUUUUUGCGAGCUUCUUGAGAAGUACAACAACAACACUGCAAGCAUCCAGCAGUUGGAGGCCAGAAAGACACGGCUAUGGAGCUGCUUCAGGGAGCUCCAAAGAGCCAGCACAGGACUGAGGAAUCUGGCCGCAGACGCGAAGCACGAGGCAGGGAUCCACAUGACGUACUCUGGCCUCUCUAUCGAUAACUACAUCAAACAAAUAGACAAGAUGAUUGCAGAUUGCAAAGCAAGCAUGCCGUCUGCCCUAUUUAUUAACAUAUAG